This is a messenger RNA of Aureobasidium namibiae CBS 147.97, 1998 nucleotides long. RefSeq names its product alcohol oxidase p68. Lineage: Eukaryota; Fungi; Ascomycota; Dothideomycetes; Dothideales; Saccotheciaceae. The record is from RefSeq and is a predicted model, not a curated record. The transcript is spliced from 9 exons. Gene Ontology annotation, molecular function: oxidoreductase activity, acting on CH-OH group of donors; flavin adenine dinucleotide binding. Bases 1 to 1998 code for a protein of 665 amino acids.
AUGACUAUUCCCGACGAAGUCGAUAUUAUCGUUACUGGAGGCGGAUCAUGCGGAUGUGUUGUUGCUGGCCGUCUGGCCAACCUGGACCAUAACCUCCAGGUCAUGCUGAUUGAGGCUGGAGAGUCUAAUCUCAACAAUCCUUGGGUGUACCGUCCAGGCAUUUAUCCCAGAAACAUGAGACUGGACAGUAAGACAGCAUCAUUCUACUACUCCAGACCCUCUGAAUGGCUGGGUGGUCGUCGUGCUGUGGUUCCUUGUGCUCAUAUCCUUGGAGGUGGAUCCUCUAUCAAUUUCAUGAUGUACACUCGUGCUUCGGCAUCUGAUUACGAUGACUUCCAAGCCAAGGGCUGGACUACCAAGGAACUAAUCCCUUUGAUGAGAAAACAUGAGACAUAUCAGAGAGCUUGCAACAACCGUGACAUCCAUGGUUUCGAGGGACCUAUCAAAGUCAGCUUUGGCAACUACACCUACCCCGUCAUGCAAGACUUCCUCCGCGCCGUCGAAUCCCAAGGUAUCCCCGUAACCGACGAUCUCCAAGACCUGAAAACCGGACAUGGAGCCUGUCACUGGGAGAAGUGGAUCAACAGAGAUACUGGACGUCGUUCUGACUCUGCUCAUGCUUAUAUCCACAGUACUCGUGCUCAUCACUCCAAUUUGCAUUUGGUGUGCAAUACCAAGGUUGAGAAGAUUAUUAUGGAGGGCGGCCGCGCGGUGGGCGUUAAGGUUGUGCCGACUAAGCCGUUGACUCCUGGACAGGAUCAAGCAAAGGUUUACAGAGCGAGGAAGCAAAUUGUUGUCUCGGGCGGCACCCUCAGCUCCCCACUCAUUCUGCAGCGCUCAGGCAUCGGUGACCCCGAGAAACUCCGUGCUGCUGGUGUCAAGCCUCUUGUCGACCUUCCUGGUGUGGGACUGAACUUCCAGGACCAUUACUUGACCUUCAGUGUCUUCAGGGCCAAGCCUGAUAGCGAGUCCUUUGACGAUUUCCUUCGUGGCGACCCUGUGGUCCAGAAACAGGUCUACGAUCAAUGGAAUGUCAACGGCACAGGCCCAUUGGCAACGAACGGCAUCGAAGCAGGAACCAAGCUUCGCCCUACUGAAGAGGAACUUGCUCAGAUGGACAGUUGGCCUUGCCCUGAAUUCCGCUCUGGAUGGGAGUCCUACUUCAAAGAUAAAGAGGACAAACCACUUAUCCACUAUUCAGUCAUUGCAGGCUGGUUCGGAGAUCACACUGUGAUUGCACCUGGCCGCUUCUUCACCAUGUUCCAUUUCUUGGAGUAUCCGUUCAGUCGAGGAUUCACACAUAUCACUUCACCUAGCGCUUACGACGCUCCUGAUUUUGAUGCAGGCUUCAUGAAUGACAAACGGGACAUGGCGCCGAUGGUUUGGGCCUAUAUCAAGUCACGCGAGACCGCUCGUCGCAUGGACGCCUUCGCAGGAGAAGUCACGAGCCACCACCCGUUCUAUGCCUACGAUAGUCCUGCUCGAGCCAUGGAUAUGGAUCUGGCUACCACUAAAGCUUACGCAGGACCGAACCACCUUUCAGCAGGCAUUCAGCACGGCAGCUGGACGAUGCCGCUUGAAGCCGGUACCGCCCCUCAACCCAAUUUCCUCAACAGUAACAAACAGGAGAUUCGUGAGGAUUUGAAGUACACCAACGAGGAUAUCAACCACAUAAUUGAGUGGACCAAACGCCACGUUGAGACGACUUGGCACAGCUUGGGUACGUGCUCGAUGGCGCCCAAGGAAGGUAACUCAAUCGUUAAGCAUGGCGUUUUGGAUGAACGCCUGAAUGUCCACGGUGUCAAGGGUCUCAAGGUUGCUGAUUUGAGCAUCUGUCCCGACAACGUCGGCUGCAACACCUACAGCACCGCACUUCUGAUCGGAGAAAAGGCUGCCAUGCUCGUGGCCGAGGACCUGGGUUACUCUGGAAGUGCUUUGGACAUGAAAGUCCCAACUUAUCAUGCACCCAGAGAGAUUGCAGGACUGUCCCGCCUGUGA